This is a messenger RNA of Oncorhynchus nerka (sockeye salmon), 4156 nucleotides long. It is a transcript of the gene kcnj19b, whose product is annotated as potassium inwardly rectifying channel subfamily J member 19b. The transcript is spliced from 3 exons. The record is from RefSeq and is a predicted model, not a curated record. Gene Ontology annotation, biological process: potassium ion import across plasma membrane; regulation of monoatomic ion transmembrane transport. Gene Ontology annotation, molecular function: G-protein activated inward rectifier potassium channel activity. Gene Ontology annotation, cellular component: plasma membrane. NCBI's taxonomy places the organism in Eukaryota, Metazoa, Chordata, Actinopteri, Salmoniformes, Salmonidae. Bases 1 to 1608 code for a protein of 535 amino acids.
AUGUCUGCGAUACGCAGGAAAUUUGGCGAGGACUACGAGGUAGUGAACACCAAACGGGACAUGACUGUCUCUGCACCCGUGAAGAGAAAGCGCCAGCGGUUUGUGGAGAAGAACGGCCGCUGUAACGUCCAGCAUGGUAACCUUGGCGGGGAGACAAGUCGAUAUAUCUCCGAUCUUUUCACCACGCUAGUCGACCUGAAAUGGCGGUGGAACCUACUCAUAUUUAUAUUAACCUACACGGUAGCCUGGCUGGUUAUGGCAUCUAUGUGGUGGAUAAUAGCCUACAUCCGUGGUGACAUCAAACCACAAGGCCACGACUCGUCAUACACCCCGUGCGUCGCGAACGUCUACAACUUUCCGUCCGCUUUCUUGUUCUUCAUUGAAACAGAGGCUACUAUCGGCUAUGGUUACCGCUACAUCACAGAAAAGUGUCCGGAAGGCAUUAUUCUUUUUCUCUUCCAGUCUCUCCUGGGUUCUAUAGUGGACGCAUUUCUUAUCGGCUGCAUGUUUAUCAAGAUGUCCCAGCCAAAGAAGCGCGCGGAGACUCUCAUGUUUAGCCAGGAUGCGGUUAUCUCGCAACGGGACGGGAAGUUGUGUCUCAUGUUCCGAGUGGGGAACCUGCGGAACAGCCAUAUGGUAUCGGCCCAGAUCAGGUGCAAACUUAUCAAGUCUCGUCAGACUCCGGAGGGGGAGUUUCUACCCCUGGACCAGUGUGAGCUAGACGUAGGAUUUGGGACGGGGGCCGACCAGCUCUUCCUGGUGUCCCCUCUGACUAUCUGCCACGAGAUCAAUCCCAAGAGUCCCUUCUUUGACCUGUCCCAGCGCUCGCUCAUGAACGAGGAGUUUGAGAUCGUGGUCAUCCUGGAGGGCAUUGUGGAAACCACUGGUAUGACGUGUCAGGCACGGACCUCCUACACAGAGGACGAGGUGUUGUGGGGCCACCGCUUCCUGCCCGUCAUGUCCCUGGAGGAGGGCUUCUUCCGGGUUGACUACUCCCAGUUCCACAACACCUUCGAGGUCAACACUCCCCGUUACAGCAUCAAGGAGCACGAGGAGAAGAUCUCCCUGACUUCCCCCAACCCUCCACCAGGCGUCCCCACCUCCCCUCCCCUGGGGAAUGGGGGCCAGAGCCGGAGCCGCAGGGAGAGGAUGCUGUCAGUGGACUUUGCCGACCAUGGAGAGGCUACCCAGGAACAAGCGAUGGGGAGGCUGCCCAGCAAGUUACAGCAUAUGAGCUCUUACAAGGAGGACCUCCGAACGAGGGUGAAGACUGGAGGAGCCCAGCCUGGGGACAAGGCCUCUAGCAGGGGUGACCAGGGGAGUCUGCCCCUGGGGGUCCAGCAUCUGGUCUCCAGCUCCAUCCCCGGGGGCUUUGGCCAAGGGAAGGUGGAGGAGAAGCUCCAGCUUAAGGCACUAGAUGGGGGUCCAGGUAUUGGAGACACUCUGACUCAUUCAGUUGGGGAGCAGGAGAAGUGGAGGCUUCCCCCUGCCCUGAGCCUCAUCCCGGCCCCAAAUCCGACCCCUGUCCAAAUCCCUUUGCCUGUGGGUGGGGGGUGGCCGGAGGAUAACCUGCCUGACAAACUGCGCCGAAUGAACGCUGAUCGCUGAUAUUGACCGUGGACCAUUGACCGUGAAAUGACUAUUAAUCACCGGAAACAAACAGAUUCCCAAAAACUCUAAAUAGAUAUAGAAAGCAAUGCUUAAUGGGUAACGCGGUUUUCAACAGGAAAUUAGACUACUGUGAUGACUUUUGCCCGUUUAUGGCUAUUUUAACUGGUUGAAUAAAUGUUGAUUCAAUGUAAUUUGACAACAUAUUGUGACGUGGAAUCUUCGUGGAAAAUACAGUGGAUUUGAAAAAGUUAUCAACGGGAAAUUUCUACCACAGGAUUAUGUCAUCAUGCUAACCACAUUUCCACAUAGACAAACCUUGUAUAAAAUACGUUGAAUUUGUACCUUUAAAACAACGUCAGAUCUUUAACGUUAUAUCCACUAUCAAAAAAUAUAUAUAUAUGCUAGGUAGCACUUCCUACUGGAGAAUUGAUCAAUCUACAGCUACCUUUUGGUCUCCCAUCUAGAGUUUUAACUAUGCGCAGCUCUACCUAGCUAAGAUAUUUGUCACUGACUAUUACCAAUGUGCUAUUGUGAUUGAGAAUGAUUGUUGAGAGAUCUCCACUUGAAAACUAAAUAGAUUCACUGCUGCUAUCAAAGUCAAUCCAAAGGGUAGGUUUAACAGAACAAAUUAAAUGCGACCAUAAUAUAUCACUCAUAUAUCAUCAAUUAUGGUAUUUAUUUAGGCUAUAUAGCAUUUGCAACAGCUAUUGUUUCAAUUCAACCAAGAUUUCAACUAAAAUUAGACAUUGCAAUAGCCCUAGGUUUUCAAGCUCUGGUUGAUUUCAAAUGUAAUGCUAUUUAGUAACGUUGAAUUGAGUUUGGUUGUCAAAGCAUCCAAAUAUCCACAUUUGAAGGAGAUGUAACUUUUAAAGAAUAGGACUGAAUCAAAUCAAACUUCAAAUGAACUUUAAAUCAAGUUUGAUUUGGUUUAGUCCUAUUUAGGGCUGUGGUGGUCAUGAACUGUUGUCAGCUAGUGACUGUCAAGCAAAUAACUGCUGGUUUCACGGUAAUUGACCAUUAAUUAACAUAAACACAUUUAGCAUCUAUGAUGCAGACCUUUGGAACAUCUAAACUCAGCAAGAAAAGAAAUGUCCUCUCACUGUCAAAUGCAUUUCUUUUAACAUGUGUAAAUAUUUGUACGAACAUAACAAGAUUCAACAACUUCCAUUUAAGUGAAAGUAUUUUGCACUCAGCCUGUGACCCUUUUGGUCACUUUCUUUGUCUUGUUAUCAACUGUAACAACAUUAUUAUUAUUAUUACCAACAUUUAUGUGUACAAUUCCAAACUUGAAAAUGAUCAACAACUGAGACAUAAACUGAACAAGUACCACAGACAUGUGACUAACAGAAAUGGAAUAAUGUGUCCCUGAACAGAGGUAAAAGUAACAGUCAAUAUCUGGUGUGGCCACUAGCUGCAUUAAGUACUGCAGUGCAUCUCCUCCUCAUGGAGAGAGAGAUGUUAACCCACUCUUCCACCAAGGCACCUGCAAGUUCCCGGACAUGUCUUGGGGGAAUGGCCCUAGCCCUCACCCUCCGAUCCAACAGGUUCCAGACGUGCUCAAUGGGAUUGAGAUCCGGGCUCUUCGCUGGCCAUGGCAGAACACUGACAUUCCUGUCUUGCAGGAAAUCACGCACAGAACGAGCAGUAUGGCUGGUGGCAUUGUCAUGCAGGAGGGUCACGUCAGGAUGAGCCUGCAGGAAGGGUACCACAUGAGGGAGAGGAUGUCUUCCCUGUAACGCACAGCAUUGAGAUUGCCUGCAAUGACAAUAAGCUCAGUCCGAUGAUGCUGUGACACACCGCCCCAGACCAUGACAGACCCUCAACGUCCAAAUCGAUCACACUCCAGAGUACAGGCCUCGGUGUAACGCUCAUUCCUUCGACGAUAAACGCGAAUCCGACCAUCACCCCUGUUGAGACAAAACCGCGACUCGUCAGUGAAGAGCACUCUUUGCCAGUCCAGUCUGGUCCAGCGACGGUGGGUUUGUGCCCAUAGGCAACGUUGUUGCCGGUGACGUCUGGUGAGGACCUUCCUUACAACAGGCCUACAAGCCUUCAGUCCAGCCUCUCUCAGCCUAUUGCGGACAGUCUGAGCACUGAUGGAGAGAUUGUGCAUUCCUAGUGUAAUUCGGGCAGUUGUUGUUGCCAUCCUGUACCUGUCCCGCAGGUGUGAUGUUCGGAUGUACUGAUCCUGUGCAGGUGUUGUUACACGUGGUAUGCCAAUGCGAGGAUGAUCAUCUAUCCGUCCCGUCUCCCUGUAGCUCUGUCUUAGGUGUCUCACGGUAUGAACAUUACAAUUUAUUUCCCUGGCCACAUCUGCAGUCCUCAUGCCUAAGGCACGUUCACGCAGAUAAGCAGGGACCCUGGGCAUCUUUCUUUUGGUGUUUUUCAGAGUCAGUAGAAAGGCUUCUUUAACUGUGACCUUAAUUGCCUACUGUCUGAAAGCUGUUUGUGUCUUAACGACCUUUCCACAGGUGCAUGUUCAUUAAUUGUUUAUGGUUCAUUGAACAAGCAUGGGAAACAGUGUUUAAACCCUUUACAAUGAAGA